AUACGCACGCAUCGCAUAUACCCUCGAUAGAAAUGGAACGAGAAUAAUCCGUUAAUAGGUUCAAAGUAUUGACAAUUUCACGGUAAUUAAAGAGUAAAAUAUUUUUGCAUCGAUAUACAAGUUUUUACAAGUACGACAAUUACAAGAGGACUUAUGAAGACCAUAACUAUAUAGUAUCAAAUCAUGAGCGACAAAUUUGUGUAGAAAUAUAACUAACAAUAGAUUUUGAUAGAUGAUUAUGUUUAUCGAUACGUCGAAGAAAGACUCGUGAUCGAAAAUAUGGAAUACAAUCGCGAACCGUGCCCCUGGAGAAUAAUGGACGAUUGCGGUGGUGCCUUCACCAUGGGCGCCAUUUGCGGCACGCUUUUUCAAAGUAUCAUAGGAUUUCGGAACGCGCCAUCUGGCUUCCAACGAAGAUUCUACGGCGGUAUAAUGACAGUGAAAAACCGGGUCCCGCAAAUAUCCGGCAAUUUCGCCAUUUGGGGCUGCUUGUUCUCAGCGAUCGAGUGCACCCUGAUACAUUUCCGCUCGAAAGAGGACCCAUGGAACUCCAUACUGAGUGGCGCCCUCACCGGUGGCGUUCUGGCCGCAAGAACCGGGAUCCCAUCGAUGAUAGGCAGCGCCACCGUCGGCGGUAUCUUCUUGGCGCUGGUCGAGGGAUUCGGAAUAAUGGCGACCAGGCUUCACGCGGACGCUUUCGCCCACCAUAUGCAGAUGUACGAGAUGGAGAACCUUCCGGAAUUUCACGGACUUCCGCCCAGGGCGAGAUUAGGUUUCACCGGCGCGCCUGUAAGUACGGAGAGUGUGACUGCGACGAGGCAGGUUAAUGGGAAUGGUAUGGAGGUUGAUAGGAUUAGCAAGGGUAGAUGACUGGAUUUUUUUUAACUUCUCUUCUCUCUUCUCUCUC
This is a messenger RNA of Apis florea (little honeybee), 907 nucleotides long. Its product is annotated as putative mitochondrial import inner membrane translocase subunit Tim17 1. Gene Ontology annotation, cellular component: TIM23 mitochondrial import inner membrane translocase complex. NCBI's taxonomy places the organism in Eukaryota, Metazoa, Arthropoda, Insecta, Hymenoptera, Apidae. Gene Ontology annotation, biological process: protein import into mitochondrial matrix. The record is from RefSeq and is a predicted model, not a curated record. Gene Ontology annotation, molecular function: transmembrane protein transporter activity.